Messenger RNA from Suillus discolor, 687 nucleotides. RefSeq lists its product as uncharacterized. The transcript is spliced from 2 exons. The record is from RefSeq and is a predicted model, not a curated record. NCBI's taxonomy places the organism in Eukaryota, Fungi, Basidiomycota, Agaricomycetes, Boletales, Suillaceae. Bases 1 to 687 code for a protein of 228 amino acids.
AUGGCCAUGGAAAUCGCACAAAUUUUAUCACUGGUCUUUGAGCAACAUGGCCAGUCGGCGAGCAUGAUCCCGCCGAUGUUGCUAUCGGCGGCGAUGGAGUUGCAGGAGCAUUUGGACCCUGUAACUCGUCAAUCCUUUCUAAGUGUGCCUGUAUGGCAAAACAUUGUCAUGGAUGAUCUGCGGAUUCACAAACAUCCUUUGUAUCAAAAGGCUGUCCUAUUCAUUACCUCUUCAAUGCCAUCGCCGUCAUCCCACCCUCCGGUACAACCCAACAAGGACAUCAUUGCAAAUGCACCGGCGGAACCUCGAGUGGGGCCAAAACCGACAUCAAGGCCAAUGCGCAUCCAGAAGAAGUCUUCAAAGGUGGUGGAGAGUUCUGACAGUGAUGCAAUCGAAAUCAUUGACCAUGUUGUUGCCACUGAUGCCAUACCGCCGCAUAUUCGCACAGACAAGGGACAACAAACUGUCCCACCGGGCAAUGGCGAUGAGAUCGCAGCGGUGGAGAUUACGAAAGGAAAUGCCAUUGUUGUUCAGCAGCGGCCAAUGCCGAAGAGGAAGCAGACGCAGCCUACUGGCGGACGCAACUCCAAGCUGGCUGUGAAGGAUCGAAAGGGUAAGGGCAAACAGGUCCAACCUCUGGUGGAUAAUGUGGAUGGCGAUGGUAGCGCACAGUCACAUAAGAAAUGA